CCCAUAGAUAUAUGGUUGCCUACAUUGCGGACCUGUCGGUGAAUCUGGAGAAGCCAGGGUUGGACUGGAUCCCACAUCUGGAUUUUGAGAUCCCCAAACGCAAGCUCUGAUCUGGCGAGAGGCCCGUUCAUCCGUUGCAUCCAAGUAUAGACCACUCAUUGUUAACGCUAUACAUCGGGGUACAAAUAAAAUUUAUAUCGUCGAAUUGUUUCAUUUGGAGACCAAAAUUGGGAAUACGCAGGUUUACACAAACAAUUUCUUUGGAGUAUACUGCGCGCCUCAACGAUGGACCAGCCAUCUGAGAAUAACGAACCAGAGCACAUCACGGAGACAAAUCUGGAAACAGAGCAGAAGACCGCCGCCGAGGCAGAGGCCCUAGAGUCAGAGAAACUCAAGAAUGCGGAGCUCGAAAAUCUCAGAGCCGAAAAAGAAACGGCAAUCCGCCAAGCAUGCGACUUGCGUGAUAUUGAUGCAUUAGUCUCAUACGCUAUCUCAGAAGGUGGCUUCCUCAAUGAUGAUGUCCGGCGAACAGCCUGGCCUAUUCUUCUACAGUGUGAUCGACGAGGACCCAAUUUCGAUUUCACGGGAUGGGAACAUCUACCUGCACAUAUUGACGAAGAACAAGUUCAGCUUGAUGUGAACAGGUCAUUUGUCUACUACCCUGAAUGCUCUGACCAGGAGCUCUCUAUCAAGAAGGAUGAGCUCUCCAAAUUGAUCAAGCAAGUCCUGCGGUGCUUUCCCAUGCUCUGCUACUUUCAGGGCUAUCAUGAUAUCGUUCAAGUCCUACUAUUAGUGCUCGGUGGACAAAAUAGCGCUGCUGCCGUGGCACAAAUAUCUCUUCUUCGGAUAAGAGAUUACAUGUUGCCGUCCCUUUCGCCAGCGCUGAAACAUCUAGAGCUGAUUCCUGCGAUCAUUGAAAAGGCUGACCCUGCAUUACGGCGUCACCUCGCCGAAAUCAAACCAUUCUUUGCACUCGCCGCAACUUUGACGAUGUACUCUCACGAAAUCCAAGAAUAUAGCGACAUUGCACGCCUUUUCGAUUUCCUGCUGGCCCAGGAACCAGUAGUCUCCAUAUACCUCUUUGCGGCAAUUAUUCUCUCCCGCAAGAAAGAAUUGCUUGAAUUCUCAGUCGAUGAAACCGAUAUGCUGCAUUUUACCCUGUCCAAGCUCCCAAACCCCUUGGAUCUUGAGGGUUUGAUAUCCCUCGCGAUGCAGCUUUUCGAAGCUCACCCGCCGGAAAGUCUACCAUUUGGAGCCUGGAAGCGCAUUCCAAAGUGCAGUGUGCUGAAAUCUUCAAGGGAUCUCGUCAGGAUCCAAGGGCCCGAUGAAACAGUCGACCUCUUCGCGAAACAAGUACGGCAUCUACGUUGGGAGGAGCGGAAGGAGAAGACCGUUGCUUUCCUGUGGAAUCACAGACGGACAAUCGGCUCUGUGGCUGUGACAAUGUUCAUUGGUGCUAUGUCGUUCUGGAUCAAGAAGAGGGGAUUUGACAAUACGAUAUGGGCGUAUGUCAGUAGGUUCCAUGGGGCUCUGCAGGCCCGGGGCUAUCUUUAAUUCUUAUGUGACCCUUGGGAAAGACAAGAAGGCACCGGUUCAAAAAUUAAAGGCUUGGGCUUUUGUGUAUAAAAUAUUGAAGACAGGUUAAAAACAUGCUAAUAAGGAGAAAGUUAAGUUUUACGAGACAAAGAACAGCCU
This is a messenger RNA of Aspergillus piperis CBS 112811, 1695 nucleotides long. RefSeq names its product TBC domain-containing protein. The transcript has 3 exons. The record is from RefSeq and is a predicted model, not a curated record. Gene Ontology annotation, biological process: endoplasmic reticulum to Golgi vesicle-mediated transport; positive regulation of GTPase activity. Lineage: Eukaryota; Fungi; Ascomycota; Eurotiomycetes; Eurotiales; Aspergillaceae. Gene Ontology annotation, molecular function: GTPase activator activity. The coding region runs from base 286 to 1554 and encodes 422 amino acids. Gene Ontology annotation, cellular component: endoplasmic reticulum membrane.